CCGCGAGCCCAAAAGCUAUCGGGUUAUCGGGUCCACGAUCUCCAUCGCUUUCCUCUCCACGCUACGCGACCGCGCUUCGCCACCGCCAUUUUCAAACCCCUUGGAGAGAGUUGUGGAGGGGUUGAGGGAUCGAGCGAUCGGGGACGAUGACGGAUGCGACGGUGCGGUUCGGUCUGCUGGUGAGCAUGUUCCAGGCGAUGCUCCGGGACCGGUCGGCGGCGAAGAAGCGGCGGCGGCUGAGGACGUUCCUGGACCGGGUCUACACGGGGCGGGACUACUUCAGCGCGAUGCGCCUCGUGCUCCCCGCCCUGGACCGGGAGCGCGGCUCCUACGGCCUCAAGGAGUCGGCGCUCGCCGCCGCCCUCGUCGACGCGCUCGGCCUCGCCAGGGACUCCCCCGACGCCCUCCGCCUCGUCAACUGGCGCCGCGGAGGCGCCUCCCGCGCCGGGGCCAACGCCGGCAACUUCGCCCUCGUCGCCGCCGAGGUUCUACAACGUAGACAGGGGAUGACUUCAGGGGGUCUAACAAUCAAAGAGUUGAAUGAUGCACUUGACCAGCUGGCUGCAACAGAAAACAGGGCUGAGAAGGCCUCUAUUCUUUCUGGUCUUAUUAAGAAGACAAAUGCCCUGGAAAUGAAGUGGAUUCUUAUGAUCAUUCUCAAAGAUCUAAAGUUGGGAAUCAGUGAGAAGAGCAUAUUUCAUGAAUUCCAUCCUGAUGCCGAAGAAUUGUUUAAUGUCACCUGCGACCUAAAAUUGGUUUGUGAGAAGCUGAGAGAUCGGAGUCAAAGGCAUAAGCGGCAGGAUAUAGAAGUGGGGAAACCUGUUAGGCCUCAGCUAGCCAUGAGGGUCAGUGAUGCUUCUGCUGCAUGGAAGAAGCUUCAUGGCAAGAAUGUGAUUGUCGAGUGCAAAUUUGAUGGCGAUCGAAUUCAAAUUCACAAGAAUGGAGAGGAGAUUCACUUUUUCUCACGGAACUUUCUAGAUCAUCCUGAAUAUGCUCCUGGCAUGUCGAAGAUAAUCAUGCAAAACAUCCUGGUUGACAGGUGUAUAUUGGAUGGUGAAAUGCUUGUCUGGGACACAUCCACCAAUCGUUUUGCAGAAUUCGGUUCAAACCAGGAAAUAGCAAAGGCAGCAAGGGAAGGAAUGGAGAGCGACCGCCAGUUAUGCUAUAUUGCUUUUGAUAUUCUUUAUGCUGGAGACACUAGUGUUAUUCAUCAGAGUUUGGCAGAACGACAAGAACUCCUUCAGAAAGUUGUCAAGCCUUUGAAGGGUCAGCUUGACAUUUUGAUCCCUAAUGGGGGUCUUAACGACCAUCGUCCGCAAGGUGAACCAUGCUGGUCCAUUAUUGCACAUAAUGUGGAAGACGUGGAGAAGUUCUUCAAAGAAACCAUCGAGAAUAGGGAUGAAGGAAUUGUAUUGAAGGAUCUUGAUUCCAAAUGGGAGCCCAGCGACCGCAGUGGAAAAUGGCUGAAGUUGAAACCUGAUUAUAUUCAUGCUGGUUCUGAUCUUGAUGUUCUUAUUAUAGGAGGAUACUUUGGAUCUGGCCGUCGUGGGGGAGAGGUAGCUCAGUUCUUAGUUGGUCUUGCAGAGCGCUCAGAUUCUAGUAGUUUUCCAAAAAGAUUUGUUUCAUUUUGUCGAGUUGGUACUGGCCUUUCCGACGAGGAACUCGAUGCUCUUAUUUCCAAAUUGAAACCCUAUUUCAGGAAGAACGACAACCCAAGACAAGCACCUCGCUUUUAUGAAGUGACAAAUAAUGCAAAGGAGAGGCCAGAUGUUUGGAUUGAAAGCCCUGAUAAGUCUGUUAUAGUAUCUAUUACCAGCGACAUCCGAACUAUCAAGUCUGAGGUAUUUGCUGCUCCAUACAGUUUGAGAUUUCCCCGUAUUCAUCGUGUACGUUAUGAUAAGCCAUGGCAUGAGUGCCUCGAUGUGCAGGCAUUUGUGGACUUGGUACAUUCAAGUAACGGUAACACCCACCAGGGACCAAAUGAUAGAACUUUGCAAAACCAUGAGCCCAAGCGAGUAAGAUCGACGCAGAAGAGAGGCAAGAAGCAAGUGUCAGUUGUCCCUUCGCAUUUUGUGCAGACUGACAUUUCUAAUGUUAAGGGGGAGACCAGAAUAUUUGCAAAUAUGAUGUUUUAUUUUGUUAACAUUCCUCCAUCAUAUUCUUUGGACUUUUUUCACAAAUUGGUGGUUGAGAAUGGAGGAAGUUUCUCAAUGAAUCUCAAUGACUCAGUUACGCACAGCAUAGCGGCCGAGAAAAAGGGAAUCAAGUAUCAAGCUGCCAUCCGUCAUGGAGAUAUCAUACACUAUUCAUGGAUAUUGGAUUGUUGCAAUCAAAAGCGUCUUUUGCUCUUGCAACCCAAGUACUUCCUCUCUCUUGCUGAUGCUUCAAAGCGCAAGUUCCAUGAAGAAAUUGAUGCAUACUCCGACUACUAUUACUGGGACAUUGAUAUUAUGGACCUUAAACAGAUGUUCAGUAACAUGGAUGUAGUGAAAAAUAUCGAGAACAUACAACACUAUAAGAAGAAGUAUUGUCCGGAGGAAAAAUUCUGCUUCUUUCAGGGAUGUUGUAUCUAUUUUUACAAGGCGGUGCCCCUAAUAAAUCCUGAUUACAAUACAAUAUCGGAUCUCGCACUGAAGAGGAUGAAACUCGAUGUAAUCAUGCAUAGCGGUGAAGUCUGCAGCAGCCUUGGUUCUGCCACCCAUUUGGCUGUUUUUUCAACUCUGGAAGCCCUUAAUUUUGAUGAAUUAUAUAAGAGUUUUCCGCCUGCUCAAAGGCGCCAUCUACAUAAGAAAAGGUUACAUAUUGUGAAUAGUAAGUGGUUGGAAGAUUCCAUUGAGAACAGAAAGAAGUUACCAGAAGAUGCUUACAAUCUGAAACCAGAUUCAUUAGAAGAACUAGAGGUCGAUAAAAGCAAUAACGAACUUGAGCCUCCUACCAGUACAAGUGACCGGAAAGAUCAGAGAGUCCCUAGAUUAAUUAAUAUAGGUGAAAUGAGAAAAAGAGGCCGAACGGCGCAUACUAAAUCGAGAAAUGUCAGAUCUGCCCCUAGGCCAGCUCGAAGAACACGAGCAAGGAUCGGAAAUCGACCAGCGAAAAUAGACCAAGACGAGUCUGAGAAGAGUGACUCGAACAAUUUUGGUCGAAGAGAAGCUUUUGAAUCAGGAGAUGAGAGUAAUAAAAAUGAAGAACCACUUGUAGGUGCUCAAUUUGUAAAAUUCGAAGAUGAGUCUAAAGAUGCCGACUUAGCCAUCUCUAAUGAAAACCCUAACCAUACUGAUCCUAGUGACUCGAAAGAUAAAAGUGAAGAAAUAUUUGACAGAAGUGAUGCUGCAGAAAUAGCUAGAAAAGGAAAAGGUGAAAAGUUGGAGCAAAUGGUCGAUCCGCUCCAGGCAAUGCUGCUUGACAUGAUACCGAGCCUUAGCCAGAGAAAAGCGGAGGAGCAAGCUGCGACUUCUGUUGUCGAGAAACCUACGACCGAUUCCAAUUCUAGUAACAAUGUGGUGAAGAAAAAAGUUAGUUAUAAAGAUGUGGCAGGUCAACUUCUGAAAGAUUGGUGAUACAAUUCAAGAACUUUCUUUCAGGUUGCGCAAAAAAUACUGUACAUGUGAAGCAAAGCUUGUAAACAAAUCUACUUGUAACAUAGUUUACACUAAGAACGGCUUUUGUUUUGUUGUGGCCUUUUGAUCAUUGCUUGUAUAGAAAUGCUUAUGUUUUGGAAUGUGUUAAGCUUAAUUUUGUUGCAUUUUAUUCAUAAAAAUUCUUGUAACUGAGGUGGGUAUUUGCACCAAAACAAACAAAGACUGGUUUUGUUUUCAAAUAGCGAUAUCGUGCAAAA
Molecule: messenger RNA, 3835 nt
Organism: Ananas comosus (pineapple)
Lineage: Eukaryota; Viridiplantae; Streptophyta; Magnoliopsida; Poales; Bromeliaceae
Product: DNA ligase 4
Exons: 27
Coding region: 147-3557 (1136 amino acids)
Biological process (GO): double-strand break repair via nonhomologous end joining; nucleotide-excision repair, DNA gap filling; DNA recombination
Cellular component (GO): DNA ligase IV complex
Molecular function (GO): DNA ligase (ATP) activity; ATP binding; DNA binding
Source: RefSeq, a predicted model, not a curated record